Messenger RNA from Homalodisca vitripennis (glassy-winged sharpshooter), 3686 nucleotides. RefSeq lists its product as uncharacterized. Bases 424 to 2706 code for a protein of 760 amino acids. The transcript is spliced from 2 exons. The record is from RefSeq and is a predicted model, not a curated record. NCBI's taxonomy places the organism in Eukaryota, Metazoa, Arthropoda, Insecta, Hemiptera, Cicadellidae.
AUAGUAUGUUUGUAAGGUUCUGGCCCUUAAACGAAAAAGACCCGAUUGUCAGAAGGCCAGAUAACAAGUUGUUACAUCUAUUCAAGUUCAAGGUCAGCGUUAUCAAACCGAUAUUGGUUAGCAUGAUGGUUUAUUAUGCAACGUGCCUACUGCGGACAAUGUACUAUCUUGUACAAGUUAUAUAGUUAUUCCUGUCCAUGACCAAUCAUAUGUGUAAACUACAUUAUAAUUCAACCUCUUUGUUGUGUUGAGUGUUUCGAUGUGUGUGUUUGUUUAUUUAUUUGUUGUUAUUUGUGUCAUAUGUAAUUUUUCUUAUUUUCACAACAUGUUCGGUUUUAAUCACUUGAUAAUGGAACAGCAUUCCUAAAACUAGACAUCAUUGACAAAACAAGUUGGAUUAACGACUGAAAGGCUUGCUAAAUAAUGGAAGAAGUAAACUGGAAGGAACUUGCACUGGAGAGCCAGUUACAAUUUUAUGAAAUUCUUGGGUCAAGACCAUAUGAUGAGAUUGAAAAAUCCGAUUUGUUCUUAUUGAAAAAGAAAGUUGGCUUUGCUACAUGUGGAAGUCCGAGUGAACUUCCCAACUGUUCCAAUUAUAACACAGGCUAUAAUGAAGACCAAUUAGAUCAUAUAAAGUCUGUGUGUGACCAGAUAAUUAAAAAAAGCGAUCAUGACCCUAUCCGUUUUGCUUGUACAAAGUUGAUUCUUUAUCACAAAAGACAAGUGUGUGAUUCAUCUGUCUUUAGAAUUAUUCAAAAAUCUGGUAACAUUUUCAUAGAUGCACAUGCUAGAGUGUACGAAAAUUGGGAUCAUUUUAUGGAAAAAAAUGUUCUUCCAGAUUGUGAAUACUGCUAUCCUGUUAAUGGAGAGUACAAUUGCGAAAAUGAAUGGUUAAUAGGCUUUGCAUAUUCACCAGCAAAGAAAAUAGUUAGCAAAACUGCAAGUUGUUUAGACACAGUUGGAUCUGUUGCAUCUGUGGCUGCAGCUUCUGUAUUUGCAGCAAGUUUAUGUGUUUCUAUAGCACCAGUUGUUAUUACUGCAGCAGGAACCACGGCAGUAUGUACUGGUGUGUACAGUGUAUCAAGAAAUGUCUGCAAUCUUUAUGACCGCAAAAAACAUGAUCAAUCGAUUGCGUUGAGUGAUAAAGAAUCACGAUCGUCCUGGAUAUCUCUUGCAUCUUCUGCAGUUGGUGUUGUAACAUUUGGAGCUAUUACAAAGGCGAAAAGUGUUGUUGAGAGUGGGAAAUCUCUAACAAAAUUAAGCCUUUUUGGACUUGAAGCUUUAAAUGCAACCUCUGUGGUUUUCAGUGGAUAUGGUUUUGUAGAAAAUUUCAUUAUUUGUUCAAACAAAUAUAAAAAGGGAACUCUUACUAAAAAGGAUGUUUUCGAUCUAUCGUGUGAAUUACUGUUUCUCUUCAAUGCAAUUGCUUCUGCUAAAUCUACAAGACAAUUAUUAAAUAAUAUGUCUGCUGUGGCUACUGAAACUCCAGUGAAUCAGAAAAAACUGACAAAAACUCAAAAAAGAAAUCUGCAAAAAAGAGCUGCAAAGAGGAGAGCAAAAGGUCUAGUAAGUGUUAAACCUAACGAGUCUUCAACAGGAAUUAAAACAACCUUGCAGUUGUUACUUUUUGAAGCUGUAAAAUCAUAUAGCCCAAGAAUAGAAGAUAUUCUUUAUUUCUUCCAGUCUAUUGGACACGACAUUGCCUGUUGGAAAAGAAAUGAAAUGUCCAAUUUUGCAUUGUUUAAAAAUCUAUCCAGAAAAUUAGUACACUUAUACGAUGAAUAUAAGCAUGAAAUCGCUGAAGUGUUCAUGAAAGUGGUUAAAUAUACAUCUGUAACAUUGGACAAAGUUAAAAGGGACAUUCACAUUUGGUGUGAAAAAGCCUCUGAAGAAAUAAGAGCAAUAUUCUGUACCAAAGUAAUUAAUAUAGAAGAUCAGCUUGAAGUUUUAAUUAAUGAUGCAGAAAGUGACAUUAUUGCACUUCAGGACAGUUUGAAAAUAGAGUGCUCUAGCAGUGCACCCGAAACGAAUACAGAGGAAUAUGAUGAUAUGGAUGACACGAACUUGAGUCAAGAAACUCAAAAUCUGCUAUCUCGGUGUGGUGAUGUUUUAGAAUCUUCAUCUUGGUCAUGCAAAGAUCUUGAAGAAUUUGGAAAUUUAUUGGAUGCAGUGAAAUUCACGGUUGUUAAUGAAUUCAAGAACAAAGUUGCAACCUAUAAGAAAGCGUUAGAAGCGGCAAAAUUUGCUUCAGGAGAUGGUUUUGAUUUAAACAAAUAUAACUGUAUGCUAAACAUCAGUGAAUCUGUUGGACAGCACAUGUUUAAUGAGACUUUGAGAGAUUUAACAGAUGACAAGCUUAUAUACAAGCGCAAGGAUUUUCUGAGAAAAAUAGAAGCAAGGCCUACUCCAGUAUGGGAAGGAGUGCGUGAAGGAAUGUUCCUUUAUUUUGGGCCUCAUGGAUCUGGAGAUCUUUCAGAUUUUGAAUUAUUGUCAAUUGUGAGCAAAGUAGUUGAGAUCCCUCUUUGUAACGAAACUUGUAAUCUAUUGAAAAAUGAAAAUGUUGCAUUGAUUGAAAUUAAUGAUAAUCCAGACAUGAAGAUAGUUUGUUGUAGAAUGACUGAAGAAAAAUACUGCUUCUGUUGUGAUUAUGGUCAUAAAGUAAACUCUAGAACCUCCAUACAUUUUAAGUAUAUUUAUAUUAUCUAAUUUAAUAUCUGUUUUCUGUAUUUUUGUGUGCCUGUUGGCCCUUAUUUGGUUUAAGAUAACUCCAUAUCUAAUCUAAUCACCCCCAACAUUUUAAUGAAAUGUCACGCACCAUCUCUGAUUUGUAUGAAACUUUGCACAUUUGCUUAUAGUUAUGCCCUAAGAAACCUGUAAAAUGUGUUUUACUAGGAUUUAUAUUUUUUUAGUAGAAUUUUUAAAAUUUCAAUAUAAUGAUGAGUAGGUUCCACAGACUUGUUUGUGGAAAUGAGUAAUAAGAUCUUUUCCGUUAUACGUAUAUCACUAUUAAAAUAGAAUCUUUUGGUCGUUUACUUGAGGAUUAAGUAAAAAUACGACUACAAUGGUUGUAAUAAGUUAUUUUAAAGCAGGGUUCUGUAGAAGCGGAUUUCUUAUCUAGUAUAUCCUUAUCUCUGUCUGCGCGAUAAACAAGCCUCUGCCGACGCGCACUACCAGUGCGUGUCCAUUCCUUGCAGCAAACAGGUUUAUUGUAGCCUACUAUGAACUUUCUUCACCUAGCGUAUGCUCAUAGAAGUGAAGUAGACGCAAUUAAGUUUUUCUAGCAAAUAUCGAUUUUACAUAAUCCCCGAAAAAAUGCCCGUGGCCACGAUAUGGCUUUAAAUUUAAAACUCGAUAAAGUGGGCUUGUUCUAAACGUGAGUGUCGUGAGUACAAAUAUGUUCCUGUCGACACAUAUUUAACCGGCUUAAGACUCAGAUAUUGUUUUUCAUUUACUGUUGGUCAAAGAAAUGAAGAACAAUAGAAUUUUGUGAACAUGAAUUAGAAAUCAACGAUAACACUACAGUUGAUUGGUGUAAUUAGCCUAUAUGUUGUGCCGACAAUAUUCUACGCAACCCUAUUAAGGGGAGCAGGUCGAUGAAAAUUUAAAAAAAUUAGAAAAAUUUUUUAUUGCAUUUUUUAAUAGUUUAAAGUGUGUAUUUUAAAAAUAUGUAAGUAUUAAUGCUCAAA